ACAGAUGUCAGAUAAAGUAUUCUAAUUUGGCAGUCGAUAUACGGCAAUUUUCAUCAAAUUUUUUACAAUCAUUUACUGACAGUAUUAGUGCUUUGUGUGAUGCUAAAGGUCUUUAUAAGAACGAUGAGACAACUACCCAGUUCCUGUGACACCUUUGUGGUCAUGCCACCAUUGACCAAACAUGGGGUUAUUUUUGGUAAAAAUUCAGAUAGACCCAGAGGCGAAGUUCAAGAAGUAGUUUACAUUCCGGGAGGUGAUCAACCAGGCUCAAUUAAAUGUACAUACAUAGAAGUAGAAUCUGCAGGCCCUACCAAGAGUAUCAUCUUAAGCAAACCAAAUUGGAUGUGGGGAGCAGAAAUGGGAGCAAACGAAUGUGGUGUAGUUAUAGGAAAUGAAGCAAUAUGGACCAAUGAUAAUUCUGGAGAUCACGAUCCCAGUGUUAAAAGACUUCUUGGAAUGGAUUUAUUAAGGUUGGGCCUAGAACGAAGUGCAACAUCUACAGAGGCCCUUGAAGUAAUAACCCAAUUAUUAGAAAAAUAUGGACAAGGUGGACCUUGUUCUAAUACUGAUAGUAGCCUAAUUUACCACAAUUCUUUUUUAAUUGCUGAUGCAUCAAUAGCCUGGGUGUUAGAAACGUCCGGAAAGCAUUGGGUAGCUGAGAAAAUUACAAGUGGAUAUAGAAAUAUAUCCAAUGCUGUAACUAUUAGUACAAAAUUUGAUAGGCAUUCUGAUGGUAUUCAGGAGUAUGCAAAAUCCACAGGACUGUGGAAUGGAGAGGGAGAAUUUAAUUUUCGAGAAAUAUUCUGUGGCGAGAGUAAACCUUAUGGCAGUAGAUAUCUAGCAGGGGAGAAACUUUUGAGUAGUAUGACAGCUUCUAACAAUUUCAAGGAAACUGAUAUGUUUAAACUAUUACGGGAUAAGGAAUCGGGAAUCUGCAUGACAGUGGACAGUGCAGGAAGCGUAACCCAAGGAAGCCAGGUUUCUUCGUUAUCCAGUAGCCAACCGAAUGUUCACUGGUUUACAGCAACACCAGACCCAUCCAAAUCAGUGUUCAAGUCUUUUGUAUUUACUAAAGGGGCAGUAGUCUCAAAACACACUAAGUGUUCCUCGCCAGAGGAACCACAUACGUUAUAUCUUUUGCACCAUUCUGCCUUGGAAAAGAGCAAUAAAGAUGACGUUCAAGACUUAUUAAGGAGCAUGGAAGCUGAAUGUGUUGAAGAAUUAGAACAAGUAAUGGAACGAGUCGGCGACGAUCUUUCCGAACUAGACGAAUUAUUCAAAGAUUGCGUAGAAACCGAAGUAAAAUUUUACCGCUAGAAGAAGAAUUUAGAAACUUCAUCUUACUGACUUCGUACUAUGAUUUAUAUAGCUGUCAUAAGGGUUAAGCACAUUUCUUGAUAGAGUUUGCUUACUAUUGGUGUGAUAACGUGAGGCGAUAACUUACUUCUAUGUCUCAAUGCGCUCAUUUUUGUAUAUUUUCCAUUUUGUAAAGACGCAGAGCUUGAACGAAGAUGCUUUAUUGGUAUAUUUAUUUUAGACUUUGAUAUUAGCGACUAGAAUAUAUUUAAUAUCCACAAAGUAAGACUACACUUUUUCUAUAUACAUUUUUUAUUUACGGACUAAUUGGCAUCUAAACUCUUUAGAGGUAAGUUGUAAGAGGUGGAAGCAUACUAUUUCUAUUAAAGUGGCGCUUUUGUAAAGUACAUUUGCAGUUGAUAUUAUCAUACCUCAAAUUUUGGGGCUUUGACACUUGACGUUGUCGUUUGAAACUGAUAUAUGACUUUGACUCUUUGACCCGUGUCAGUGAGUCAGAGCACAGUUUAAUGCUAAAGAAUCAGUUAAUUCACUCUCGAAUUUUGACGGUUCCAAUUUUGCAAUUCAUUCCUAAGACAAAGUUUUGAAUGCGCAAAGGAUCAGUAGAAAAAUGCGCGGUGUUGCAAGAUUUAAAAUAUUCCAUUUUACUGAUUUAAGAAAAAUAAUAUAACAUUCACAGCACAUAAUAAUAUUAAUAAGUAAAGUAAAAAUAAACUAUACAAAUUAUUAUUUGGUUUAAAUAAAGUCAUGAGAACUUAUUCAAACAUAACCUCAAAACAUUCAUGAAAAUCAGAUGACAAUAACGACCAAUCACAGCAAACGUAGGUCAUUCAUCUGCGCAAAGGACUAACAUUUUUGAUGCGCCGUCACUAAAUGGAACACAGAAGGUUUUUCGUGGAGUGACCCUACUGAUUCUUUAGCAAUAUACUGUGGUCAAAGUAUCACAAUAAAAGUUUGAUGUUCUCUAUAAGACUUAUUAGAUGGAAAUAUUUAAUGCAUUGGACAAGGGUAUAAUAUUUUUGGUGUUAAGUAAAGACUUUUGUUUACAUUUGAAUUUAAAUUUAGUAUUUUAUCUCUUUUUGUUAGUGACACUAUAAGUUUUAUUGUGACCUGGCUAUAUGUAUUUUUACUGUAAUAUACAGGGUGUCCCGAAAAGAUUGGUCAUAAAUUAUACCACAGAUUCUGGGGUCAAAAAUAGGUUGAUUGAACCUCACUUACCUAUAUACAAUAGUGCACACAAAAAAGUUACAGCCCUUUGAAGUUACAAAAUGAAAAUCGAUUUUUGAAGAUAUUCUUCUUUAGCGGCGAAUCGAUUGAGGGUAAAAUUUGAUUGAUCCGCGCGCAUGCGCACACCGACAGUAUGGUAUUAGUUGUUAUACGGGCUCUGAUUGGGUGUUGAAAUUUUGAAAUGAUCUGUCAAUAAUUGUUCAAUAUGGAGGUUAUCGGUAAACAAAAAUAUUGUAUAAUAUUAGUUUUUAUUGAUGUGUGGACAGAAAUAAAAUGAAAUUUAUAAUUAUAGUGACUUUUUAAAUAGUUUUGAAAAGCCGCAGGUACGUAAUUCUAAAUGUUUCAGUUGAAAAUACCUAAUAGUUUCAAUACCUAUCUAUUUCGAAAAUGUAAACAAAAUAAUGUAGUUACCUAUUAGUAGGCAAUGCUUUAAUUUACAUAAUCUGAUUACGAACAAACUUUCUACAAAUCUUCAUCUCAUAUAUCGUUUUCUUACUCUAUAUUUUGUUGUAUUUUAUUUCGACAAAAAUCAAACUAAUAAUUUUAUUAAAUUCAUAUAAAUUUAUGGUGUAAACGUUUAGUUUGUGUAUAUUCCCACAUGACGUAUACGAGAGUUUGGUGCAGUUUGAAAUGGCGUCAACUUUCGUACGGCGCGGUAGACGUGAAGUGGGUUCAAGCCCCAAGCAAGUUAUUAUUUUUUUAUUUUUUUUUUAUAGAUUUUAUGAUUGUAAGUAUAUUAUUAUAUAAUUUUUGAAGAUAUUCUUCUUUUUUGAAAGUGGUAGAUAAGAAAGUUAGUUUGAUUUUUAAAUAAAAUAAGUACAAAUAACCUUUUAAGUAUAUUUACUUCGUUUAAAUUACCUAUUAUAUAAUAGAAGAAUAUCUUCUUACGUGCGUACAAAGUACACACACAUUCUUUUUUUCCAUAUAUCGAACUUAGAGAUUUUUUAUUGAAAAUGGACAUGUGGCAUUCUUAUGGCAACAACAUCUUAAAAAAACAUUAAAGUGAAAUUUGUGCACCCCAUAAAAAUUUUAUGGGGGUUUUGUUCCUUUAAACCCCCCCAAACUUGUGUGUACGUUCCAAUUAAAUUAUUAUUGUAGCACCAUUAAUUAAACACAAUGUUUUUAAAACUUUUUUUGCCUCUUAGUACUUUUUCGAUAAGCCAGUGUUUAUCGACAUAUUUUGAAUAUUUGUCGAAUUCACCACAUAUUUGUAUAUGGUUAAGUACGAUUAUAGAGACCUGUUAAUAAUCUAAAAAUUUAUUUAUAAUUUACAUUUUUAAGUAUAUUUUGAAAAAGAAGCCACAUCUCGAUAAUAGGUGACUUGUCAAAAAAAGACUAAGAAGCAAAAAGUUUUAAAAACACUGUGUUUAACUAAUGGUAUCACAAUAAUAGUUUAAUUGGAACGUACACAGACAUUUAGGGGGUUUAUAGGAACAAAAACCCCCAUAAAAUGUUUAUGUAAAUAUAUUAAAAAAGAAGCCGCAGCUCCAUAAAAACUGGUUUAUCGAAAAAAUACUAAGAGGCAAAAAAGUUUUAGAAACGUUGUGUUUAACUAAUGGUACCACAAUAAUGAAUUAAUUGGAACGUACACAAAAUUUUGGGGGGGUUUAAGGGAACAUAACCCCCAUAAAAUUUUUAUGGGGUGGACAAGCUUCACUAUAAUUUUGUUUUAAGAUGUUUCUGCCAUAUGAAUGAUACAUGUCCAUUUUUAAUAAAAAAUCUCUAAUACUUUUCGAUAUAUUAAAAAAAAAUCGAUUUUCAUUUUGUAACUUCAAAGGGCUGUAACUUUUUUUACGAGCACAUUUGUACUAAGGUAAGUUAGCUUCAAUCGAACUAUUUUUGACACGAGAAUGUGUGGUAUAAUUUAUGACCAAUCUUUUCGGGACACCCUGUAUAAUAUAAUGUAAUAAAAUAUGAUUGUAAAUGAACUGGAGAAAACGGCGCGUUAAUAUUUAUUGGUACUAUACCAUAUGUACUACGGAAAAGAGAUAAUAGGCUUCCCUGUGCUAUCUUAAUAGAAUGGAGCAUUAAAGAUUCGUUAAAAACCCUAAGGGCCGGUUGUUCGAACGCUAAUCAACAAUGAUCACUAUCAAAUAUUUAAUUACUGUCACAACUGUCAAUGUCAACUUUGGUUGGGUUGCUGAAAACAUAAUUUAUUAUAAUUAUGAGAUUAGUUAAUCAAUUAACAUAACAAUUAUUAACAUAAUUGAUUAACUAAUUUCAUAAUUGUAAUCAAUAAUUAUGUUUUCAGCAACCCAAUCAAAGUUGACAAUGACAGUUGUGACAGUAAUUAAAUAUUUGAUAAUGAUCAUUUUUGAUUAGCGUUCGAACAACCGGCCCUUAAUGUAUCUAUAUACCAGUAGUAGGUACAAUCCAUAAAUAAAAUUAAAUUAUUGGAAAAGGCAUUCAUCUAAAGCAUGGGUAAUAAGAAACUAGUUUUUCAAUACGAGGCAAUAUUUCUACAGAAAGUACAAGAAGAAGAGAAUGCAUAUGACGAUUUCAUAGAAUCUUUUUGAGUGAAUAUAGUGAUACCAAAGAAUAUAUACUCUCCUAGAAGAAGCGUUUGAAUGGUCACGUUUAUUUGUCACUUCAAAAUACUCGUUGAUACUCUUGUAGAGGACGACUGCAUAAACUCAAAUAGCCAACGACGCGGCAGCGUAAACUAUUAUUAGGCUUGGGGGAAAGUGAGAAAGGAAUACGAACGGAGCAAUUUAACUUUGCAUCCAGAUCAAAUAAAAUUUCGAUGCCAUUGAUUUGCAAAAUUCUUUUUUACAAUAAAAUCUUUAUUUUUAAUAUAUUAAAUUGUUACGUUUAUAAUUUAAAAACUUGAAAAGUUCAAUAUUAAAAGUAUUUAUUUGUUUAUUGCAUAUAAAUAAAAUUUUAUAACUUUGAAUUAAAAAUGAUUUUGUUCCAACACAACGAAAAACCGACACGGUAACCAUUUCAUCAAUAGAGUAAAAAUUUAUCAUUUUUAGAGAGUUUAAUUAUAUUAUUUACAUCGACGUCCGAUCUAAUAAGUGCAGGUUUCAAUUAGCAAGAACUAAUUUAAUUAAUAUUUGUUCUCAUCGUCUCUACAGUCAGAAACUGCACCGCAGUGCUCGCAGUUUUAAUUUUAGUAAGUGUUUAUCUUCAUUGAUUUUUAAAAUUUGAAAAUCCAAAAUAACACUUUAUUAUUUCGAAUUAUCAAAUUGUAAAAGACAAUUCUUUAGUGUAUGUGCUAAAAAGCAUUUCUACCAUAAUAACGAGAUCGGGAAUUGGUUUUUCAUCGAAACACCUUAGAAUUUUUUUAGAACUUCUGUCCCAGUGACUGAUGUUUAAUUAAUGUUAAUAAUAUUUUAUAAGAGAAGAGUUCUUUUGGUUUGUUUUAUGGCCUUGGUUUGGAACCUUUAGUUUUAAUUGUAUUAUUAUUUAUACCGUUUAUUAUUAUUUAUACACAUUUAAGUUGAAAAAUUGAAUCACAAUAUUGUUUAUACAGGGUGUCCCGGAAAAUAGUGCGUUCCUUUAAGGUAUGGAGAGAAUACACAAUUUAGAACAAAAAAGUCUUAUACCAUUUUUUUCUAAAGUUAACCGUUUCCAAAAAAAGAUAACAUUGUUUUCCAUAUACCUGUAUUUUAAUGUUUAGAAAUUUUAAUAAACCGGCAACAUCAUACGCACUACGGAAUAAUAACAGAUAAUAAGAACUCAUUUGCGAUUGUGAUUUACAGUAUUUAAAAUAAUCUAACCUAAUAGUAUUUAUGUAUUUACUAUUUGUUUACUAAAAUUAUUUUUUUGAAAUGUAUUGAAAUACCUAUUGCAUAAUUUUAAACGAAUUACACAUCUUUUAACAUAAAAACAAAUCUUUUAACUGAACAAGUAUUAUGUAUUUAGUAAGCUUUAAAUGUGUUGAAUGCUGAGGGCUUUAACUGAAUGACAUAGUUUACAGUGGAACUUGAAUAAUUAAGUUGUACUUACUUGAAAAUAAUUAUUAUACCGAAUAGAUGUUCAAAGUAUCCCACUUUCACAAACACCAUUCAUACGACGAGAAAUACCGGCAAAACAUUUUUAAAGAAAUAAUUAUAGUAUGUCUCUCCAUUCAGUGAUCUGCCAUAAAUAAUCAACAUAAUAACAUAAUAGGUAAUACACUCACGAUUCGAAAACAUUUUCGGCAUUGACACUAAAAGGAUUCUUUAAAACUAUCUGUCUUCUAUCUAUUUACAUGGAACUGUCUAUGCUUAAAUUUGCGUACUUCACAUAGUUGUCAGAUUUAAAUUUGCAUACCAAAAUGUAUUUUAAUUUUUUGGUCAAACGGUUGCAUUUAGAAAAAAGUGUUAUAAGAGUUUUUUGUUCUACAUGGUGCCUUCUACAUAUACCUUUAAGGAACGCACUAUUUUCCGGGCCACCCUGUAUAGUUCAGUUCUAAAAAAUUCAGUUAUUAAAAGUAAAAAUAAUAUUUUAUUUUUUACAAAAGAAUUAGUUGCCAUCAGUAGUUUUUAAUCUCUAAUUUUAUAAAAUACAAAAAUUUAAAAGGCAAGUAUUGUACGCACACGACCACAUGGCAUUUGAUAAGAAAAUAAGUAUUUAGGUAAGAAAAUAAGUAUCAAGUAUCUAAAGAAAGUUGCUCCACUCUUCCAUAUUUUAGAAAUAGGCUUGUUGAGGGAUGUUGCGGCCGCGGUGGGGAGAUCGCGCAAGCUCCGUAGUCGUUGUCAGGUCACAUGCACCUACUCAAUAUGAACACAAAAUCCUAUGCUGAAACGUUACAGGGCAGUACUCUUCUACUUAACGUCUAUAUUCUUUGGUGAUACACUCACGUUUAAUCAUAAUUUAGUUUACAAUCAAAGUAUUUUGACUGAAUUCUGCGAAGAACUUCUAGACUGACGCCUUUUUUAGAAGAGUUACGAUGAAACCUUCGCAAAAUUUAAAGGAAAUUAAAUAGAUUGUAACAGUAAUUACUGUAAGCUACACAUAACGUAAUAAAUUAAGAAAGACGGGGCCCUUGGGAGGAAAAAGUCUAAAAAGAGAAGCUGUCAGACACAAAGGAAAAGAACGAGAGGGGUAAUUGGAGAGAGGGCGAAAGUUAGAAAAAGA
This is a messenger RNA of Diabrotica virgifera virgifera (western corn rootworm), 7605 nucleotides long. Its product is annotated as secernin-3. The record is from RefSeq and is a predicted model, not a curated record. Gene Ontology annotation, biological process: proteolysis. Lineage: Eukaryota; Metazoa; Arthropoda; Insecta; Coleoptera; Chrysomelidae. The coding region runs from base 100 to 1317 and encodes 405 amino acids. The transcript is spliced from 8 exons. Gene Ontology annotation, molecular function: cysteine-type exopeptidase activity; dipeptidase activity.